UCCAACUACUGGCCAGGAAUGAACCGGGAGUUAGGAAUACGCAGAAAUUACAGAUUUUUACAAGAAUCCGCAGAAAUCCCAUGCUCCAUUCUCUCCAUCAUUGGAGAUUCUUACGGGUACGAGCAAAGCCUUUGUUCUUCGCCGUUGACAGUUCACUAAUCUUCACGAAAUCUUCAAUCUCCGUAGUGGAUAUUGAUGUUACUGAUUCCGACAUAUCGGGUUCCGAUUCAAUUUCUCCCUUAGCCGAAAUCGAUUCACCAGUUGAGGAAGUCAUAUCUGGAUUCAGAAACACAGACGCCGCAGUCAGAAAUCGUCUUCGCAGCAUUGCUUCGACAUUAAGUCCUCGUCAGGUUGAUCAAAUUCUUUAUGAUUUUGCGGCCACUUACCCAGAUUCUGCAAUCGAGUUUUUUUAUUCGGUGAGGAAUUCUAAUGGGUUUCGGCCUUCCAAUGUUUCUCAUUUGGUUAUUGCCCAUGUUUUGGCUGCCAAAAGAAACCUUAAAGAGUCGUGUUCUGUGUUAAACCAAAUGCUGCAAGAAGAAGGACCUGAUUCGGCACCUUCACUUUGCGAGCUGCUGGUGGAUAGAUUCAUUGAUUGGGAUUCAAAUGGUUUGGUAUGGGAUCUUCUGGCCUUUACAUACUCAAAAUCGAACAUGGUCCAUGAUUCACUCUUCAUUCUUGCCAAAAUGAAGGAUUUGAAAAUUUGUCCUUCCAUUAAAACUUACAACAAUUUGCUGCAUAAUAACUUCAAGAACACUGUUUUGUUUCGGAAUGUAUAUAAUGAAAUCAAAACAAGUGGUACUCGGGAGAGUGAGUACACGAAUUCCAUUAUAUUGGAUGGUUUAUGCAGACAAUCAUUGCUACAAGAGGCAAUUGACUAUCUUCUCAAGCCUAAAGCGAAAGAUGAAUCAUUAACUUGUGUGACUUCUUUUAAUACACUAAUGGGGAGAUUGUCUGAAUUAGGUUAUCUUGAUCUUGUUAAGUCCUUGUUCUGUAUGAUGUUCAAGUAUGGACUAUUACCCGAUACUUAUAGCUAUAACAUUCUGAUUGAUUCAUUAUGCUCAGCUGGCUCCAUGGAAGAAUCGUUAGAAUUCUUAGAGGAUAUGGAGAGAAAUGGCAUAGAGCCGGAUGUUGUAACCUACAACAUCCUUAUGAAAGGGUUUCGUCUGAUCGGUUUGAUGAGUGGGGCAUGGAUGAUCGUUUGUAGAAUGCUCUCGAAAGGAUUGAAUCCAAACGUUAUCACAUAUUCAACUCUCAUUUCAGGGCAUUGUAAGGCAGGACAUGUUGAAGACAUCCGUUCUAUCGGGCCUCAACAUAAAGCCAUCUCUUAUACUGUCUUGCUAGGGUUUCUGUGUAAAUCGGGUCGGGCUACUGAAGGAUUGAGUUUGCUUUAUGAAAUGGAAACUAGUGGGUUAAAACCAGAUGUAAUAGCUUAUUCCAUCCUCAUUCAUAGUUUGUGUAAGGAGGGAGAGUUAUUGAAAGCGGUUGAUCUAUGUGAGAACAUGUGCGAGAAUAGAAACUUUCCGAAUUCGUUUGCACACAGCGCUAUCUUAUUUGGGCUAUCAAAGAAAUGCAAGAUAUCGGAGGCGCGUAAGUAUUUCGACACAUUUGCAGGAAGCGAACUGAUGAAAGAUGUGGUUUUGUAUAACAUAAUGAUUCACAAUUAUGCAAAGAUUGGAAAUUUAGAAGAGUGUUUGCAGUUAUACCAACAAUUGGUUCGAAAGGGAAUAAGACCUACUAUUGUCACUUUCAAUUCCCUUAUUUACGGGUUUUGUAAGAAUCAAAAUCUCGGCGAGGCUAAGAAAUGGUUCGAUAAUAUCAGGAAUCACGGUUUAUUGCCAAACAGUGUUACUUACACGACAGUUAUGGAUGCAUUUUCGUCAGAGGGUAAUGUAAACGAAUUACUCGAGAUGGUUCAGGAAAUGGAGGAGAAAUCUGUGGAAAUGACGAAUGUGACCUUCACUGUCGUUAUAAAAGGACUUUGCAGGCAAAACAGACUUCAAGAUGCUCUUAGGGUUUUAGAGGACAUGUAUUGUAAAAACGUUUUGCCCGAUCAAACAGCUUACAACAUUCUCAUCCACUCUUUUCUCAAAGCUGGAGAAUUCAAGAAGGCUUUCGAUCUGCACAAAGAUAUGAUAGUACGAAACGUUCAGCCUUGUACAGUUACCUAUAAUACCCUCAUCAAUGGGCUUUGUGUUUAUGGUAAAUUGGAAACAGCCGAUGCUUUAUUCUUCUUACUUUGUGAUGAAGGUGUUAGAAUGUCGAAGGUGUCUUAUUUAUCGCUAAUAAAAGCGCAUUGUAUAAAGGGUGAUGUGGAUAAAGCGGAGUUCUAUUUCAACCAGAUGAUUGGAGAUGGGUUUCAAACAUUGAUUAGUGAUUACAGUUGUGUGAUUAAUAGACUGUGUAAAAGACUUUAUGUGACGAAAGCUAAAGUUUUUCUUCGUAGGAUGUUGUUUGAUGGAAUCCCGAUGGACUUUCAGAUUUUUGAGGUGAUGCUUCCUGCAUUUCGUGCUGUUGGUGAUCAUAAAUCGGAAUAUGAAAUGUUAGCUGGAAUAAUCAAAUGUGGCCUUGUUAUAUACAAAACUAAAGCCACUUGAAAUUCUCCCUACCCACAGAGAAGAAUGUUUCUUGAACAGUUGGUUGGAUAGAAUUAGCAGAAAACAUUGAUAUCCUAUGUCUAAUUUUAUCUCUUCCAACUGAAACCAACAAACUGUGACUUAGAUGUGUUGCAGUUCAGAAGACUUCUGUCGCGUUCUGUAUUUUUGUCCGCAAAAUUGAUUGUAUGACAAAUCCCUCUUGGAUAUGCCCGAUGCAUUUCAAUUACCAAGCUUUUCAAUAUAAGAUUGGUGGGUUCGUCCAGAUAAAUGACAAUCUGGAAAUCCACACUGAAAAUCUACACAUUCUUGUUUAAUAUUACCAGGUAAAAGGAAUGUAAGUGAUGGGAAUUUUAUCGGUUCAUGGACCUGGUAGAUAUCGGCUCCUUUCACUAUAGGUCAAGGAUCCCAAUCAGGCAUUGAGCCUGGAAGAGCAAUUACAUAGCCAAAGCCAAUACCUUUUAAUACUAGCUAACACCCUAAAACUUCAUCAUAAUAUAUAUGUAUACUUUUUGACACUUAGGGCAUUUGUCAUCAAUCCAUUCCCCAAAAGUUCUUGUACCAACUUGGAUUGAUUGAAAUAAAUUAAAUCUGUAGUUUUUAACUUGUGUUUGAGCUCAUUUAUAAAUAGUGGUCAAUUUUAUUGUUA
Molecule: messenger RNA, 3240 nt
Organism: Impatiens glandulifera
Lineage: Eukaryota; Viridiplantae; Streptophyta; Magnoliopsida; Ericales; Balsaminaceae
Product: putative pentatricopeptide repeat-containing protein At1g13630
Exons: 4
Coding region: 81-2594 (837 amino acids)
Molecular function (GO): protein binding
Source: RefSeq, a predicted model, not a curated record